UGUCAGAGCAGGGAGGUGCACGCCGGCCCCAUGGAAGCCCCGGAGUUAAUUAGCUACUUUAAGUCUCAGAUGAAAGAAGACUCUGACAUCGCCUCCGCUGUGGCUGCCAUCCGCACCCUGCUGGAGUACCUGAAGAGGGAUAAAGGGGAGACCCUCCAGGGCCUACGAGCGAACCUCAAGAAUGCCAUUGCCACGCUGAGCAGUGUGGACUCAUCGGUGGCCGUGUCGUCGGGCGGGGAGCUCUUCCUGCGCUUCAUCAGCCUCACCUCCCUGGAGUACUCGGACUACUCCAAGUGCAAACAGAUCAUGAUCGAGCGUGGGGAGCUGUUUACCCGCAGAAUCUCGGUCUCAAGGGAGAAGAUCGCCCAUCUGUGCCACACAUUUAUCAAAGACGGGGUGACGAUUUUGACCCACGCCUACUCCAGAGUGGUCCUGAGCGUCUUGAAGGCAGCCGUGGCGGCCAAGAAGCGUUUCAGUGUGUAUGUCACUGAAUCACAGCCGGAUCUCUCUGGGCAAAAAAUGUCCGAAGCCCUCUCCCAGCUCAACGUCCCAGUCACUGAGAUCUUGGAUGCAGCUGUGGGCUACAUCAUGGAGAAAGUGGAUCUCGUGAUUGUUGGAGCUGAAGGAGUGGUGGAAAACGGCGGGAUCAUUAACAAGAUCGGAACCAACCAGAUGGCCGUGUGCGCCAAAGCUCAGAACAAGCCUUUCUACGUGGUGGCAGAAAGUUUCAAGUUCGUACGACUCUUCCCAUUAAACCAGCAGGACGUCCCGGAUGAAUUCAAGUACAAGGCCGACACCCUGAAGUCUGUACAGAGCGGCCAGGGCCUGCAAGAGCAGCACCCAUGGGUGGACUACACCUCGCCGGCCUUCAUCACGCUUCUCUUUACGGACCUGGGGGUGCUGACGCCCUCGGCCGUGAGCGACGAGCUCAUCAAACUCUACCUCUGAGUGGCUCAUGCCAAGCCAGAGCGAGCACAUUCCUACACCUGAGAUGUGCAGACUCAAGAUUUAUUUGCAGCUGGAUGUGUCUCUGGCUCCCCUAAGAAAAGACACAUUGUGCUUACGCGUUCCAGAAAAUCGCAUUUCUAGAUACUGGAAAAAAGGGACUCUCUUCUGGGUCACAAAGGAAAAGCCCACGAGCCCCACCUCCCCCU
This is a messenger RNA of Suncus etruscus (white-toothed pygmy shrew), 1154 nucleotides long. It is a transcript of the gene EIF2B1, whose product is annotated as eukaryotic translation initiation factor 2B subunit alpha. The transcript is spliced from 9 exons. Gene Ontology annotation, biological process: translational initiation. The record is from RefSeq and is a predicted model, not a curated record. NCBI's taxonomy places the organism in Eukaryota, Metazoa, Chordata, Mammalia, Eulipotyphla, Soricidae. Gene Ontology annotation, molecular function: translation initiation factor activity; guanyl-nucleotide exchange factor activity. Gene Ontology annotation, cellular component: eukaryotic translation initiation factor 2B complex. The coding region runs from base 31 to 948 and encodes 305 amino acids.